AGGACUGUGUGCAUUUUCAUAUAUGGAAAAACAACAUGGAACUGAAAACUGAUAUUAUAAAUGCUAAAAAAUGAAACUAAUAACAAUUCAAAAUGUAUUGUUCAGUUCACGUGCACACACAGCGGUCUACAUUCUAAAGCUCUAAAGCUCCACUUUGCCCCCCUCGUUAUGGGCGUGGGAGGCAAAACCCCAGCUUGAUAAAGACGGUCCAAAAGAAAACGACUACUAAAAGAACAUUUCGCAGGAACGCCCUAUCUCUGACCCCUGGGAUGCCAUGGCGCGCUCUGGGCCCAUGUUGUCGCUGCUGCCCUCUCUCUCCGGGAUGCCCCGGCAGGUGCUGGCGGUUCCCAUGGAGCCCAAGUACCUGUGCCAGCAGUGCCAAGGUGUGCUGAGGAAGCCCUUCCAGGCCCAGUGUGGCCACCGCUUCUGCAACUUCUGCCUCAUGCAGCUCACCAGCUCAGGGCCCAAGCCUUGCAAAGCCUGUCAAGAGGAGUCCAUCUUUGAGGAACCCCAGUCCAUUCUCAACAUCAGCGAUGCUUUUCCAGACAAUGCAGCACGGAGGGAAAUCGACAGCCUUCCAGCCACCUGCCCCAAUGAAGGCUGCUCCUGGAAAGGGAAGAUAAAAGAAUAUGAGGAGGGUCACGAGGGGAAGUGUGAGUUUGAGCGCACGACGUGCGAGGCCUGCCACGCGGUGAUCCUGUGCCAGGACCGCGAACGUCACGAGGAGCGGGAGUGCAAGGAGAGGACCCUCAACUGCAAAUACUGCAAGGUCGCCUUCAACUUCAAAAACAUCAAGGCUCAUGAUGAAAUAUGUCAGAAGUUCCCAGUUCAGUGCAAGGCAUGUGGAAAGAAGAAGAUUCCCAGAGAAAAGUUCCAGGAUCACGCCAUGUCCUGCGCGAAGUCUAGAGCGUCCUGUGCGUUCGGCGUGGUCGGCUGCUCCGCUGUGGUGGAGAGUGAGAAGCAGGGGGACCACGAGCAGGCCAGUGUCCUGGAGCACUUGCGCCUCCUGUUGGGCGAGGUGGGCCGGGUUCGGCAGCAAAUGGAAGGGCCCGGGGAGUGGCAGGAGGACUCGGGGCUGGGGCUAUAUCGUGCCCCAGAGGAAGGCACGCCCUCUGCAGGCAGAGCAGGGCAGGCCAGCAGCCUGGAGCAGAAGGUUUCGGCCAUGGAGAACAUCAUGUGUGUGCUGAACCGGGAGCUGGAGAGAACAGCCCUCACUCUAGAGGCCUUCAGCCGGCAACACCACCUGGACCAGGACAAGAUAGAAGGCCUCAGCAGCAAGGUGAAGCAGUUGGAGCGCACUCUGAACAUGCGGGAUCUGCAGCUGUCGGAGACGGAGAGCACUCUGCGGGAGCUGAGCUACUGCACGUACGACGGCGUCUUCGUCUGGAAGAUCGCCGACUUCUCCCGCCGCCGCCAGGACGCUGUGGGGGGACGAGCCCCUGCCAUGUUCUCUCCAGCGUUCUACUCCAGUAAGUACGGCUACAAAAUGUGCCUGAGGCUAUAUCUCAACGGCGACGGGACAGGGCGUGGGACACACCUCUCUCUCUUCUUCGUCGUGAUGAGGGGCAAAUACGACGCCCUCCUCAAGUGGCCGUUCAGUCAGAAGGUUACGCUGAUGCUGCUGGAUCAGAACAACCGGGAGCACAUCAUCGACGCCUUCCGCCCCGACAUCACCUCCACCUCCUUCCAGAGGCCCAUCAGCGAGAUGAACAUCGCCAGCGGCUGCCCGCUCUUCUGCCCGCUGCCCAAGCUGGCGGGGAAGAGCUCGUACCUGCGAGACGACACUGUUUUCAUCAAGGCCAUUGUGGACCUGACGGGCCUCUAGCUCCCCCCGGGGGCGGGAGGCCCACAGCACAGCCUAUGAAAUAUCAUAAAGUAUGGAGUCACAGCCCUAUGGCAGCCCACUAUGGCCGUCGCGCUUCAAAAGCAACGAAGGAAACGCGCUCCAAAUCCAGAAAUUAACUUUCACAACACCUGCAACGCGCAGAAGGGAAUAUAAAAAAGGAAGUGUGCCCUAAAGCAAUACAAAUUCACAGACAAAAACAAAAUAAGGCGGCACGGAUGGUGCAGUGGGUAGCACUGCCGCCUCACAGCAAGGAGGUCCUGGGUUCGAAUCCCCGUCGGCUGGGGCCUCUCUGUGCAGAGUUUGCAUGUUCUCCCCGUGUCUGCGUGGGUUCCCUCCGGGUACUCCGGUUUCCUCCCACAGUCCAAAGACAUGCAGGUUUGGCUGAUUGGAGAGUCUAAAUUGCCCAUAGGUAUGAGUGUGUGAGUGAAUGGUGUGUGUGCCCUGUGAUGGACUGGCGACCUGUCCAGGGUGUAUUCCUGCCUUUCGCCCAAUGUAUGCUGGGAUAGGCUCCAGCCCCCCUGCGACCCUGUUCAGGAUAAGCAGGUUCUGAUAAUGGAUGGAAAACAAAAUAAGCAAGGGCUCCACAUCUGAGAAUUUGCUACAAAGUCAGGUCACAUAAUGGAAGUGCUAUAUGCUACUAAGGGGAGACACAUAAUGAGAGGAACACGAUUUGGGAAAGAGAUUCGCACAGAAGCGGUCUCGCUCUGCCGCACAGCUCCGUCGUUGUGUUUGCUUGUGUUUCCCGUGAUUUCUGGAUCUGGAGCGCGUCUCCCUGAGUGUGUGUGCUUUCGCUUCCGAAGCGCGGUCGUCUUGGUGGGUCACCAGCAGAAACUGCUCACAUUGUGUAGAUUUGUGCAUGUUUCAGCUCUUUAUCUUAUGGAAUGAAAACGGGCAUAAAUUUAAUUACAGACAUUUAGAACCUCGUGUAUGAACCGCACCAUUUUGGACGGGGAACUGGAAGUGUUAUUAUUACCUCGGAAAUGUGAAAAAUGUGGGCACUGUCAAAAUGAAGCAAAGGGACAUCUUAGCACGAUAGCUAAUAAUACUACAUGGGAGAAAUGUGUUUGAUAGAGACAGAGACCUUAUCAAACAGAAAAGAACGGGCGGCAACAAAACGAUUGCCAAGACCCAGCACAGAGCGAAAUGAAGAACGAUCUAAUUUCUAUUGUAAAAGAGCUGCAUGUAUUUGCCGUUGACACAGGCAGAAGACAAAAGAUCUUGCGUUACAUUACUGCCUUUUUGACACUUAUCCAGAGCCACUUAGAACGGCUUAGCUGUUUAUUUUUUAUUAUCUUUAAAUGACGCGUUUAAUUGUAGAAUUGUAAGUCCAGCUUUCUCGAUUUAAAAGCCGUCUCAAGGAUAGAUGCUAGUCACAAAUACUGUGAAUGUGAACCACAGUGGAUGUGGUGCUACAUGGUUUUGUGUUGACGUCAUCGGCCAUCCUUUCGCACUCCCUGCCGAAACAGCCCCUCCCAGAGAAGACCUGUCCUAGAGACAGCCCCCUCCCAGAGCAAACCUGUCGCAGACACAAUCCCCUCCUAGAUUAAACCUGUUGGAAACACGACCCCCUCCUGGGAUCGUUACCUUGUAGUGGUGGAGGGGCUUGCGAGGGUCUUCCCUAUAGACCAGUGGGGAAGGUUCCAGACAAAACACGAUCCGGAGUCCAUGCCCCUGCCCUCCAAACGCGCCUCACUUUGAGCAGAUAGGGCCUUUUGAACCUGUAUUCAGCCAACAGCGGCUUGCUAGCCAGCAUCAGCCACGUGGCCUUAACAUUCACACAGCAGACAGAGGGUAGGGUCAGGGAUAAUGCAUCAAACACCAUUCACCUACUCAUGCAGUGUUCAUUAGCAGUGCCAGGACGUGCCCCUUUGUCUCACUUCAGCAGCACUUUUUCUAACUGAAAAAUGUGAUUCUAAUGCUCCGUUUUUCAUUAUUGGUAAACGAGGAGCUCGAUAACACAACUGCUACUCGGAGGUUCUAAGGUACAGUAAUAUAAAAUAUUUUACUUUUGAUAAAUGGUAUAAUUAGAUACCAUAUUUAUAGGAAUGUAAUAAUAAUUAUGAGUUGCAUAUAUUGUGGAUUAUUACAUAUAUAUAUAUAUAUAUAUAUAUAUACACAUAUACACACGCACACAGAGAUGUGUAAUUGUAUAAUUUCUAACAAUAUUAAUGCAACUAGUAGUGCUGCAUAAGACACUUGUGCACACAGAGAUAUAUAUAAAUGAUAUACAUGGCGAACAUAGCAUAGAAAGGAUGGAUAUUGUGAAUCAUGAUGUUACACAAUAUUCAUUCUCAGUAUAUAAAUUAUUAAUAGUAAUACAUGAUAUAAUUAAUAUUAUUAAUGCCCUGAGAUAGCCAAGAGGGAGGACUCCAAACAGAUACAUAGAGUACUGUGAAAUGUGGUGUGCUUUAGGGAGAAUAUGAGCUUAUGCUAGUCCUUGUAUAGCUGUAUAACCGUUUAACAGUAUAGCAGUUAAAAAACAUCAGAAGUCUUUUUUGUGAAUUAAAUAUGAACAUAAGCUUCAUUUCUCUGCUCUACUUUAAUAAACAUCUUAAUUAGUCAUUCAAUAACAGUGCUGUGGGGUGGCGCAUCCUGUUAAGGCACUGUUCUUUUAAAAAAAUAAAAAAAUAAAAGAUGCAUUCAGUGCCUCACGUGGGAUUGCGCACAUCCAGCCCACAGCACUGCCCCAGUUGAGAGGGAGAACAGACCUUUUUGUGCAGCUUUGGGAUACAUGCCUACCUCCACACUCCCGCAACAGGCCGCCAUUAUCAAAAUGUGCUCAAAUCUCAGAAAUGUUCCAAAAUAUUCAUGUUUAUGAAUGAUUUAUAGAGAUGUUGGGCUGUGGUCAUUAAGCCAUUAGAAAUGCAAUGAAAACCUGCAACUCCAUAUUCAUUCCUCCUUCCAUGCAUCGAUUUGCAUUCUUUUAGUUUUAGUGCUGAACUUGCUGUAACCUUCCAGUAAGCUAAUUACCUGCUAGUUUGAGGUUUGUGCGCUCACUUUAAAAAUAACAUUUAGCUAAUCAAUUAUAGGCUCAGUCCUUGUAGUUUUAUUUGACAGGGGCGUCCACAAUCUUCUCUGAAAAGCCCGGUGUGGGUACAGGUUUCUGUGGAAGCUCAGCACCAACACCUGGCGGGGUUGAUUACGGUUAAAGGGAAAUGAUAAAACCAUGGUUACUCUGUUUGUGCCAGAUGUUGUUGUACUGGGUUAAACCGAAUCCUGCACCUACACCAAACCUUUUCAGAUGAGCUCAGACGCCCUCAAUUUAAGACCAGGGCCCUGUUUCAAAGACACAAGUUAAAAGUUCCUCCUUCAAGUAGAUAACUUUUUCUUUAUUUGUAUGAAAAACUGAUUAUUCUGAUUGAUAUAAGAACAUCCCCCAUUAUCAGUGGAUGCAAAUAAUUAUCAUAAUUAUCAUUCACAUUUUAGUGACCUUAACUCAAUAUACGCAUUUCUAUAUUCAAGAAAGAUAAGAAUAUACAUAAUUGCAUGGGUAUGAUUUUUAAUAUUUCACUAUCUAGCUGAACUUCCAUACUUCUAUACAAUAAAACAAAUAAAAACAAGACAA
Molecule: messenger RNA, 5411 nt
Organism: Conger conger (European conger)
Lineage: Eukaryota; Metazoa; Chordata; Actinopteri; Anguilliformes; Congridae
Gene: traf2b
Product: Tnf receptor-associated factor 2b
Exons: 11
Coding region: 275-1825 (516 amino acids)
Biological process (GO): tumor necrosis factor-mediated signaling pathway; positive regulation of JNK cascade; regulation of apoptotic process
Cellular component (GO): plasma membrane signaling receptor complex; cytoplasmic side of plasma membrane
Molecular function (GO): zinc ion binding; ubiquitin-protein transferase activity; tumor necrosis factor receptor binding
Source: RefSeq, a predicted model, not a curated record